CAUAACUUCAAAAGGCCUUAGAUAAUUGAGGCAAAAGAAAGUAGUUACUCGUUACCAACCACCAUUUCUUAUCAUCACUCUCUCUUCCACUAAUUUAAAACUCCAUUUCUCAUCAUCAACACCAACACAAUCAAUCAGUAACCCAGAAAUAUGAUGCAUCUUCUCUCUGCAAUCCCUCCACAACAUUCUUCUCUCUCCAAUCCAUCUUUCUUUUGCUCUAAUUCCAACCCUUUUCACCAUAAUCAUUCCCAAAAACCCCAAAUUUGUUGCUUCAAAUGCUACUCUUUUUUCCCAAUUCACCAAAAACCGCCAUUUUUGGCCAAUUCUUCAUCUUCUUCUACUUCUACUGCUACUUUAAGGUAUGUAAAUAACCCCAUUUUAGAGGAGGAAGAAGGAGGUGAGUGGGUCCCUUCUGCUUCGGCAUUGGCUUCUGUAAUACGCAAAGCUUCGUCUUCUCCCAUUGAAUUUACCCAGGAAAUUGAGAGGGACCCUAAAUCUCAAGGUAUUAUUCUACCUAGCCCUGAUUUUCAGAAGCUUUGUCUUGAUCAAUUGACCCUUUUCCGAAGGAUUGUUGACCCCAGUGCCCUUCUCUCUGUUUAUGUCAGGCCUGCUGGUAGCUAUGUGAUGGAUCGUUUAGAACUUCGACGUGUUACAUUUUAUCCAACAGUGGAUGGGUCUGAUAUUGUCAUUUUAGUUGGUAAUUUUAGUGUUCCAGCUGGGCUGCGUGGUGCUGAAGCUGCUCUUUCAAACAUGCAAGCUGAGGCAAUACCUGAGUGUAGAUCUGUUGUAUUUCCAAUGGUCAGACAUCCAUUUGUUGUCGGGUUUUUGGUUGCUGAACUUCCUGGUGUUGAGCUUGAAAAGGGACCUCAUGAUGCUUCUCAUUUGCCAUCUCCAGAAGAGUGCUAUGCAUUGCCCCCUAAAUUUGAUUCGAAGGCGCCAGAUAUCCCAUCAUGUGGUGGAAAUCCACUGACAUGCUUCAAUCUAUCAGCUGACCAGAGAUUAAAUGCUAUUAAUAUUUCUCAUUCCCUUGCUACGGCUUAUGUUAUGGAUCAGAAAGCAAUGCUACUUCAACAGACAUCUUGGCAAAAUAACAUCCGGAUGAGUAAUCUUGUUGAACAAAUUCGUGGACCAUUGUCUAGCAUACGGAGUCUAUCUAAAUUGUUAGCAGUUCAAAUCAAGAGAAGUGAGAUUGCUCAUGACAUUGUUGAAGACAUAAUGGUCCAAGGAGAUCAUAUACGAGACACCUUGGAACAGCUGCAGGAUGCUGUCCUCUUGACAAAGGCUAACAUAAUGAGAUUCAAUGAAGAAUCAUUGAAAAAAAUGGAUGGCUCAAGUUAUGCUCAACCUGAAAUGAGAACGUUUAAACUACCAAAGGAUGUGCCAACUCACCCACCUACUGAUAAGAUAAGAGACUCUGAUCAGCAACGUUCUUUAAGUUUGGCAAUCAAAGAUUUAGAGAUGCCAAUGCCACCAUUGGCACUAGCACCUGUACAACAGCAUAGCAUCAGACCGUGCAAUGUUUCUGAUAUAGUGGUGGAUUUGGUUGGAGCUGCACAGCCUCUUGCUCUAAACCAGAAGCGUAGAUUGGAAUUAUGUGAAUUCUCCCAAUACUUGCCAGUGGCUAUAGAAGAACCUGCACUGCGUCAGGCCCUCAGUAAUCUAAUAGAGGGUGCACUAUUGCGCACACAUGUUGGGGGAAAAGUUGAAAUCGUCUCUAUAGGAGCACCUGCAGGUGGUGCUCUUGUUGUGAUUGAUGAUGAUGGUCCAGAUAUGCACUACAUGACACAGAUGCAUUCGCUUACACCAUUUGGAGCAGAACUUUUUUCUGAUCAAAUGAUGGAGGACAACAUGACAUGGAACUUUGUUGCCGGCCUCACAGUAGCACGAGAGAUACUUGAGAGCUAUGGCUGUGUCGUCCGUGUCAUCUCUCCCCGGAACACAGAUGCUGCUCUUGGAACAGGUGGAACCCGAGUUGAAAUUUGGCUUCCUUCUUCGACUCCAUACAAUCACAGUCCUGCAGCUGAUGGGGCAUAACCACAUAAUAGGGUUUGGUUGCUCCCUUAUUUAUGAAACCCACUAUUUGUUGUAUAGUCCUCUGUCCUCACAUUGUGUUAUAUUUUCUCAAUUAGAAACCAGCUUCUGCAACCUGUAAAUACAAACCCCAUCUUUACUUUGACUGCAUCAGGAAAUGUAUUUUUUGUUUGCUAUGAAUCUACUAGAAAAUAUUGUAAUUACAGACUAUGAGACACCGAUAAAUUAAUUUAGGACAUUAUUACUCUUUGUCUUUUG
Molecule: messenger RNA, 2289 nt
Organism: Chenopodium quinoa (quinoa)
Lineage: Eukaryota; Viridiplantae; Streptophyta; Magnoliopsida; Caryophyllales; Amaranthaceae
Product: chloroplast sensor kinase, chloroplastic-like
Exons: 9
Coding region: 151-2034 (627 amino acids)
Biological process (GO): signal transduction
Molecular function (GO): phosphorelay sensor kinase activity
Source: RefSeq, a predicted model, not a curated record